This is a messenger RNA of Caenorhabditis bovis, 1443 nucleotides long. The record is from the annotation of a GenBank genome assembly. Lineage: Eukaryota; Metazoa; Nematoda; Chromadorea; Rhabditida; Rhabditidae.
AUGAGCAAUUUAUCAAGUUUAUCUUGUGAAGAUGAGGAAUUGGAAAGUAAAGAGGAAACUGCGCAACAAUGGAUAUUUCGUCAUUUGGUAGAAUUUACUGAUUGCGAUGAUAUAAGUGCAAAGACCUUGGUCGAUGGCGAUUGUUCGCCACUUAUUUCUCUUCUCACGGAUAUGACACAGUCAAAAACAUUGUUCAUAACCGUUUCCAAACCAAUCGUCGAAAAUCAAUCGGAUUCAAAUGAGGCAAAUGUGACAUCUCUGGUUGUUGAGGUCCCAGCCAAAAUUGCCAACGAUUUCUCGAAAGAUAAAAAGAAACGAAAAAUGAGGAAGAAGAAAAAAAUUACCAAAAAGAGUUCGAAGAAAAAAUUUAAAAAACCAGAAAAGAAGGUCGAAGUUCCACCAAACCCUGAGCCAAUUACAAUUGUGAUCGAUCAUGUGGCUGACAUGAUUUUUGAGUGGUGGACAAAAGAUGAGUUACCAACCGCUGAGCAAUUUGUUUUCAUUAUACCAAAAGCUCAAGCUCCCAACAUUGAUGCUAAUUUAGACGAGCUUUAUCACAUAGGCUAUGUGAAAAACCAUAAGCUGUUAAGGUCGGCCCUAAAAUGUGUCGAUGUGAUUUUUGGCAACGAUGUGGACUAUGAGAUGAAAAUUGAUUUACUGUUGUUGAUCAAUGGCAUUGAAGACCAUAAAAAGACAAAGGAUCUAAUGUUCGAAAGGUUUAUUCUGGAGAAUAUUGCCCGAAAUUAUAACUUGGAUGGCCGAGUGAGGAAUAUUGAUUCUGAUUCUAGUCAGCCGGAAACUGUAGAAUCGCCGAGGAUUCGAAUACAAUUAUCGUUUUUUGACAUUGAAUAUCUUAGCACAUUUCCAGCGAUUCCAGUGACAGCAAAUCGUCUGGAACGGGCGUUGGAUGUUGUCACCCUCCUUGACUUUUUAUAUGAGGAGAGUGUACUUGAAUGGAAUAGGAAAGUUUAUUUAUAUCUUCUUGAUUUGUUUUCAACUAUUCUGGCGCAUGAGAUUACCCGGAAGUCGGAUUACAUGAUUCAUUAUUCACCAUCAACCGUAGUUGAGCCCAUAUGUAGCAGUUUCAAAGGUGUUGUGCAAAGAUUGGUUAGUGUGAGUCGCGUCAUAUUCGAUUCCCAUGAAGAUUUGGCAGCUACCGACAAAGUCUCCUUCUCAUUUUACAUUGUCAGCAUUCUGGAGGAAGAAAUUGACAGCAUUAUUGAGAAAGUGAAGACAAUUAACAGCGAGGAUAAGGAUAUGAGCAUGGAUCGAAGCGCGAUUGAAGCAACGAAUGUGAUAUUGAGGGAGCUUGACACAUUCUUACAAGAGAAAUGCUUGGAAUCCGCUGUUGAAAGCGGAAAUCUGGAAUCACUCCGAGGUCUCGCAGCGAUCAUUGUGAAGCAUAAUAAAAAAUUGGAAAGAGUUUUGGCUUUAUAUUGCUAA